Molecule: messenger RNA, 1924 nt
Organism: Gymnogyps californianus (California condor)
Lineage: Eukaryota; Metazoa; Chordata; Aves; Accipitriformes; Cathartidae
Gene: ZBTB48
Product: zinc finger and BTB domain containing 48
Exons: 10
Biological process (GO): regulation of transcription by RNA polymerase II
Cellular component (GO): nucleus
Molecular function (GO): RNA polymerase II cis-regulatory region sequence-specific DNA binding; protein binding; DNA-binding transcription factor activity, RNA polymerase II-specific
Source: RefSeq, a predicted model, not a curated record
AUGGCGGCGGCGGCGGCCCACAGCGUCCGCGUCCUGCGGGAGCUGAACCGGCAGCGCGCGGCGGGGCAGUUCUGCGACGCGACGCUGGGCGUGGGCGGGCGGGAGUUCCGCGCCCACUGGCCGGUGCUGGCCAGCUGCUCCCGCUUCUUCCGCGCCCGCGGCCCCGGCGGGCCGGUGGCGCUGCCCGAGGGCCUGGCCGACACCUUCCAGCUCCUCCUCGACUUCUUCUACACCGGCCGCCUGGCGCUCACCGCCCACAACCGCGCCCGCCUGCUGGCCGCCGCCGAGCAGCUCGGCGUGCCCGACGCCGUGGCGCUCUGCCGCGCCUUCCGCCCCGCCGCCCCCCGCCAGCGGCCCCGCCGCGCCGCCGCCGCCGCCCCCCCGAGCCGCCCGGGGGAGGCGGACGUCGCGGCGGCCCCGCAGCCCGGCGGCCAGGCGGGGGUCGGCCGCCCGGCGGGGGAGGCGCGGUGACGGCCGCCUGUUCCCUCGCAGGCCACCCCCCCGGCCCCGGAGGAGGCGGCGGCGGGCGACGGCGGGCGGGGGGACAGCGACGCCGAGUCCCUUCCCGAGAAAAAGGCCCUGCGGAGCAAAAAGAACCCCCCCCCGGGGAAGGCGCCCGGCAGCGCGGGGGCGGCGGGGACGCCAGGGAGCAGAAAAGGUACAGCGGUGCCGGUUGAGUGCCCCACAUGUCAUAAAACCUUCCUCAGCAAAUAUUACCUUAAAGUGCACAACAGGAAACACACUGGAGAAAAGCCAUUUGAAUGUUCCAAAUGCGGCAAAUGUUAUUUUAGAAAAGAGAAUCUCCUGGAACACGAAGCCAGGAAUUGCAUGAGCCGAUCCGAGCAGGUCUUCACGUGUUCGGUCUGCCAGGAGGUGUUCAAGAGGCGAAUGGAGCUGCGGCUGCACAUGGUGUCGCACACGGGCGAGAUGCCGUACAAGUGCUCCUCCUGCGCCCAGCAGUUCAUGCAGAAGAAGGACCUGCAGAGCCACAUGAUAAAGCUGCACGGCGCGCCAAAGCCCCACGCGUGCUCGACCUGCUCCAAGUGCUUUCUGUCUCGGACAGAGCUGCGCCUGCACGAGGCCUUCAAGCACCGGGGAGAGAAGCUGUUUGUCUGCGAGGAGUGCGGGCACAGGGCCUCGAGUCGCAACGGCCUGCAGAUGCACAUCAAGGCCAAGCACAGGAACGAGCGGCCCUACGUCUGCGAGUUCUGCCACCACGCCUUCACGCAGAAAGCCAACCUCAACAUGCACCUGCGCACGCACACCGGCGAGAAGCCCUUCCAGUGCCACCUCUGCGGCAAGACCUUCAGGACGCAAGCGAGCCUGGACAAGCACAACCGGACCCACACCGGGGAGCGCCCCUUCAGCUGCGAGUUCUGCGACCAGCGCUUCACCGAGAAGGGGCCCCUGCUGAGGCACAUCGCCAGCCGGCACCAGGAGGGGAGGCCCCACUUCUGCCAGAUCUGCGGCAAAACGUUCAAAGCUGUGGAGCAGCUGCGCGUCCACGUCCGCCGGCACAAGGGCGUGAGGAAGUUCGAGUGCACCGAGUGCGGCUACAAGUUCACGCGGCAGGCUCACCUGAGGCGCCACAUGGAGAUUCACGAUCGGGUGGAGAACUACAACCCCCGGCAGCGGAAGCUGCGGAACCUGAUCAUCGAGGACGAGAAGGCCGUGGUGGUGGCGCUGCAGCCGCCCCCGGAGCUGGAGGUGGGCUCGGCCGAGGUGAUCGUGGAGUCCCUGUCCCACGGCUCCCUGCCCGAGGAGAUCCCCGUGCAGAGACUCUGCUCAAACGAGAACUUCUCUACGGCGGAUGUGAUCGAGCAAUCGCUAAUUAUAACGACGACGAUUCCCGAAGACUGUGAAACAUAGCGCGACCGCCUGCGCGCGUCCUUCCUACCGAAACACAAUAAAGCGUUAGGCUGGA